AUGGUGCUUUGCAAUGACGCAACGCAACGCGGGAACGGAAGGGAAAGGAAUCGAUCACUCCUUUGACUCAUCCUAAUCAUUCCUUUUCCUCACACCGAUCACACGCCUUCUUAUUCUCUUUUUCUCUUCACAUUUUCUCUUCUCCGAUUUUCCAUACUCUACUUUCCACCCAAUUCAAACAAUGUAUCCGAAGGUGAAGGUAAGACACGAUGACGACGGUGAAAUUGGUCUCAAAGCUUUCCUGUCUCUGUAUUUGCAGCCAUCUUCUCCAGACAACAAAGUUGUCGCCAUGCCCUCUGUUGUCAGAGUACCAGAGUGUUAUGUUCUGCAUGUAGCUAUUCCGAGAGUACCCGUAACUGAAGAUUCUGGAGACUUCAGUGUGGCAUCUGAUUCUUCAAUAACUACAGGAUCUGAUACUGAUGAAAAUAAAGUAAAUCUUAGAGUCAGUUCAAUUCCUCCACCUCGUGCUGUCAUUUCUAGUCCUGAUAAUGACAUAAUGAUUGGAAAUCGAAACAAGACUAGAGAUGAAAGACUUUCUACUUCAAAGAAUGAUGCUGUGUUGCAAAACCGACAUGCACACUGCAAAGUUAGAUUGCAUGAUGCCACUGAUAUUCCUUCAGAUACAAGAAAACACAGGGAGCCUGGGUCUAAAGAAGAAAUUGAUUCUGUAGGAAAGAAAAAGACCCAUAAAGGUAGCAUAAAAAUCGAAAAGGUACCUUGGAGAUUUUAGUUCUGGUGAAAUCUAGGAGCAUGACUAGAUACAGUUUUUUGGAGAUCAAAAUGUAGUGUAAUAUUAAUCUAGGAUUAGGUUUCCUGCCAUA
This is a messenger RNA of Vigna radiata var. radiata (mung bean), 821 nucleotides long. RefSeq lists its product as uncharacterized. The record is from RefSeq and is a predicted model, not a curated record. NCBI's taxonomy places the organism in Eukaryota, Viridiplantae, Streptophyta, Magnoliopsida, Fabales, Fabaceae. Bases 182 to 730 code for a protein of 182 amino acids. The transcript has 4 exons.